AUUAACGGGACACGUUUCGCAUUUCACUAUCAAUGGUCUCGGUCUUCAAGGUUAAGUCUAUUCCUGCGAGUUUUCGCCGAGUUUGGUGCGUAGCUUGGUCACACAAGGGAGAUAUUCUUGCUUCGUGCGGUGAAGACCGUUCAAUUUCUCUAUGGUCCGAAGCAGCUGACGGAUCUUGGAAUUCGUAUUGUGUAGCCCCCGGCAGUCACAAGCGUUCGAUCCGUCAUAUUAGCUGGUCUCCUUGUGACACCUACUUGGCUACUGCUAGUUUCGAUGGCACGGUCGUUAUUUGGAAGUGUCUUCGUGAUGACACUUCGGUGGAAUUGGAGGCACUGGCCACCUUGGAAGGUCACACAAGUGAAGUGAAGUGCGUCGCCUGGUCCGCUUCCGGGCACCUGUUGGCAUCUUGUGGUCGAGACAAGAGUGUCUGGUUUUGGGAGUUUGACGACGAGGAGGAUGUUCAGUGUGUCAGUGUUUUACAGCCCCAUAGUCAGGAUGUGAAAUCAGUGUCCUGGCAUCCUACGGAGGAGAUUCUGGUAUCAUGCAGCUAUGACAAUACCAUUAACCUUUACCGUGAGGAACUCGACGACUGGGUCGUUGUUGUCCAGUUGCAUGGCCAUACUUCUACGGUAUGGAAAGCCGAGUUUUCACCUAAAGGCAAUCUUUUGGCAAGUUGUAGCGAUGACCGGACAAUCAAACUGUGGUCUACGACAAAUGGGACCGACAAAUGUAAAAACUCCAACUGGUUUUGUUUGGCCACUUUAUCCGGGCACCACACUGAUACCAUCUUCGAUUUGUCUUGGUCACCAGAUGGCCAGAUGCUUGCCAGUGGAGGUGCCGACAACCGCCUGUGUAUCUUUCAGCUUCCGAGCGCCGAUUUGAUGAACGUGGCCGGGCGGCCUGAGUUUAUCGAUCCACCGGUACUCUGGGGUCAUGUUCCUGCGGCACACCCGGAAGACGUCAACAGUGUACAGUGGCGACCGCUUCCAGCCUCAAGGUGCUCAACAAACAUCCAUCUUUGUACUGCUGGAGAUGAUGGUGUGGUUAACUUCUGGUCCAUCCAUUCAGAUGGUUUGCGUAUGACAGAGGGUGAUCUUGACUGACUGUCGCUCUGUUAUGCAUUCCACGUCUUUCCAUAGUGCCAAUGACAACUAAAAUGUUGGUCAAUUUUUCGAAUAUUCCAUUUGGAAAUUUUGUACAAACUUUUUACAACAGAUUGAUUUCCCAUCACAUCAUGAUCAGUGUGUUUUUGAAACUGCCUCUGGCCUACUUUUCCUGAGACCUCUCUUAUCAAAUCGCACUUCGUCUGAAUUCGGCAACCGUUUGUUUUCAGCAACCAGGAAUGCUAGUCAGUGUGACUGCUCAUUUUUUUCCUUACGCUCACUGAUAAUUCAUCUUCUGAGUGCAUAAAGCCUAUGAUUACACCUG
This is a messenger RNA of Opisthorchis viverrini, 1428 nucleotides long. RefSeq lists its product as hypothetical. NCBI's taxonomy places the organism in Eukaryota, Metazoa, Platyhelminthes, Trematoda, Opisthorchiida, Opisthorchiidae. Gene Ontology annotation, molecular function: protein binding. Gene Ontology annotation, cellular component: cytosolic [4Fe-4S] assembly targeting complex. Bases 33 to 1103 code for a protein of 356 amino acids. The record is from RefSeq and is a predicted model, not a curated record. The transcript is spliced from 6 exons. Gene Ontology annotation, biological process: iron-sulfur cluster assembly.